This is a messenger RNA of Pantherophis guttatus, 2955 nucleotides long. NCBI's taxonomy places the organism in Eukaryota, Metazoa, Chordata, Lepidosauria, Squamata, Colubridae. The record is from RefSeq and is a predicted model, not a curated record.
AAGGAAGCUGAGAGACAAGGCGACACUCCUUUCCUCCUCCAUCAUCUGGCCAAGCAUGCUGCUCUCCUUGCUCCUCUGCGCGGGGAUUGUGAGCGGAUUCCGCCCCAACCCUGAAUCGAGAGGGAACCCAAAUGACUUCACAGAUGCUGACAUCACGGAAUUGGGGGCGCUGAGGGCAGUAGCCUGGUACAUGGAGAGGAACCCCCUUCCUGGAAGAUCUGCCCUGGCUCCUGGAGAGCUAGAAAACAUGAAGCCAUUGAAUGCAACCGGGCUCUUCAAGGCCUAUUACAAAGCUGAUGUCUCUCCCAGCCGAUUCAUAAAAGCCCUCCAGGAAAUUAUCACUGGAAAUAAUCUUGUGGAAUCGUCUAGAGGCAACAACGACUACUACUUCUACUGUGAACAGAUCGGCAAAAGUAUUAACCAAAUUCGAAUUCAGGCCGACUCCAUGCUUUCCAGUCUGAAAGGGGAGGUGAACUCCUCUGGUUUGGGAACAGCUCGCCUCAGUGCUGGAAGAGCCCUUCACGUGGUUCAGAAAUUCUACAGCAACACCAACUGGGUCGAAAUGCAAAAGAACGGCUCUUACGAAUACUUGUUAAAUCCAAGUAGUCCUGUCAUUCCUACUGCACCAGCUUCUAAGAAGACAUGUGCUGACUGUACAAGAAUAGGAAGCAACCUGUUCCAGUGUGAGGAUAACAUCCUGGUGAAUGACAUGCUUACAAGUGGAUAUAAAGUAUCAGCGUCCUGUAGACUUAAGCCAACAGGCAAAUGUGGGCAUGGUGGGAAAUAUGAUGUGGCUCAACAUACCCCUCCCACUGGUGGCAUCAACAAAGAGACGUCUAAUCGGGACUUUUCGCCACACUAUCGCCUGCAUCAGAAAGCAGCGGAAUUAGCCAUCGAAGCAACCAAGAGCUUUUUUGUCGGAGAUGGUUUCGGCCUCUUAAGUAAAGUGGGAGACGAUACUUUUAAGAAGUUUUUCAACCUGGAUGGUUAUUCCCUCACCUUUGCGGUGGACACGACCGGCAGCAUGUCAGACGACAUCAAUCAAGUCAAAAUCAAAUGCAUCGAACUCCUCCGAUCGUAUUCUGGCUCUCCGGAUAAACCUUUUAAUUACAUUCUUGUGCCCUUUAAUGACCCCGAUGUUGGACCCGUCAUUAAGACCCAAAGUGUGGACGAAUUGGAAUCCGCAAUCUCUCGCCUGACUGCUACAGGGGGUGGCGACUGCCCAGAAAUGUCCAUGUCUGGCUUGAAACUGGCUUUGCAACAGAGCAUGCCAAGAUCCAAGAUCUUUGUCUUCACUGAUGCGGGAGCAAAAGAUGAGCAUCUGAAGGGAGAAGUGGAAAUUCUGAUUGAUUCUACUAAAUCCACAGUGAAUUAUCUCCUCACAGGCUAUUGUUCCAGCAGGAAACGCAGAAGUGCUCCUGAGGUUAGGCCUAAAACAUUUGCGAACAGCUAUGAAGAACUGGCAGUUUAUUCUGGCGGAUUCUAUGUGCUCACUACAAAACAUCAGCUUUCACAGGUCCUGGGCAUAAUGGAGAAGUCCUUGAAUGCUGCUCCUGUUAAAUUGAUUGAUGGCCAAAUGUAUACUUCACAAUUCUCCAUCCCUGUAGAUGAAACGCUCAAAGAAUUGACCAUCUCUGUCAAAGCAUCAACUUCCUUCAGCAUGACUGUGUUCCAACCUUCAGGUUCUCAAUUGGGAUCCCUGAGCAUGUUGAUCAACACGGAGAAGCAGAAGGUCGUGAAGAUAUCGCCUAUCCCCGAGCCAGGAUCCUGGACCGUGAAUUUGGCUCCCAUAAACUCUUAUAUGAUACUGGUUGAAGGCAAAAGUUUGCUUGACUUUCAUUACCAGAUUCUGCAGAAGGAGGAUGACUAUGUGCUUCCGGUCCAAGGACGACCAGUGCAAGGGUUGAACUACACAGUCUCCAUGAAGAUGAUGGGAGAUGCUGCCGGCAUGCAAAUCCAGCGCCUGGUGCCUCUUUCUGAAGACGGAACCCCUCUAGAAUCUAUACCUUUGAACCAGUCCUUUGAUGCUUUAGGCAACCCCUUUGCAUUUGGACCUGUUUCCUUGCAUGGCCCAAGAACCUUACUGAAAGUGGAGGGCCUUUCUCCAGGCAAUUUUCCUUUCGUAAGAAUCAGCGGGGAUUCCCUCACCACCGAAUUCGUGCAGAUUCUGCCUCUGCCUGAGCAGAACAGCACCAUGGCACCUGGUGGGACCUUGAAAGUCUCUGUGCUGGUAGUCAACCAUGGAGCAGCCAGAACAUUUGCUUUUAAAGUUUGGGAUGAUCGGAGUUUCAUGAGCAGCUAUGAACCAAAAGGAAGUUUCCUGAACACAGGAGAAAAUAUUACCCUGACGGCAACCUUUAUUGCACCCGUUGCCAAUGAGAGCUUUGCCUCCAGCGUUGUGACAUUCACUGCAAGCAGCGGUUCUGCCCAGAACUACCUGAAACUUCCCAUCAGUGUCAUUCCUGAAACAGCUUUGGAGACCGAUGAGAUCCCACCUGUGUACAAACUCAGAGAAUUUUACAUGCCUUGUAGAGGCAACCUCCAGAGUGAACCAGUCUGUCGUGGUCAUACUUGGCAAAUGUCAUUCACAGCCGUGGAUGACCAAAGUGCCGUCACCGUCACAAUCAAUACAAAUCCUUCUGGUCUCACUUGCACUCCAAAAGGAGGUGAUGUGAAGAAUGUAAUAUGUGAAUAUAGGUCAACCUGCUGCAAUCCUUUUGCAGAAGUUUUAAUCAGUGAUGAGGAUGGGAACACGAGCAGUUUCACGAUGGACUACAGAAACUCUAAGCCUCCUGCAAGCUAUUGAAGAUGACCUACCCUGAAGGAAUGUCCUGACGCAAAAUGGAUCUUAUUUCUGGUCCCUGAAUGUCCCUUAUACUGAGAUGAUAAUCGCCAAACGGUAGUAGCCUUGCCCCAUCUCUCUGGUGGAUCCAAAUAAAACUAACUUCAGAAGCA